Molecule: messenger RNA, 847 nt
Organism: Durio zibethinus
Lineage: Eukaryota; Viridiplantae; Streptophyta; Magnoliopsida; Malvales; Malvaceae
Product: transcription and mRNA export factor ENY2-like
Biological process (GO): mRNA export from nucleus; positive regulation of DNA-templated transcription
Cellular component (GO): SAGA complex; nuclear pore
Molecular function (GO): transcription coactivator activity
Source: RefSeq, a predicted model, not a curated record
AAAAAAAAAAAAUCCCGUCUUUCUUCUCUUCCUGGUUCCUCAAAUUUUCGUUUAUUUUUUUAGCUUUAACAUAAUGAAACAUUCAGUGAAUCGACCACCAACCCCAGAUGGUGCUGAAGAUCAAGGGAAAGAACCCACCCUUCAAGAAAUUAUUAACAUAAAGUUAAUUGAGAGUGGGGAAAAAGAGAGGUUAAUGGAGCUGUUAAGAGAAAGGCUCAUAGAAUGUGGAUGGAAGGAUGAGAUGAAAGCUCUUUGCAGGGCAUAUAUUAAGAAGAAAGGAAGAAAUAACGUCACUAUGGAUGACCUUGUGCAUUUGAUCACUCCGAAAGGAAGAGCUUCCAUUCCUGACUCCAUAAAGACUGAGCUAUUGCAAAGAAUUAGUUCUUUUCUCACAUCGGCUGCUCUUUGACCGUCACCAUGCUUUGAUUAUGGCAAAGGGGGAAAGUUUUAGAGCUGUCGCUACAUGGACUUCAAUGGAAACCUGAUUAAGGUUUGGCUUUAUCAAAUACGUCUUGUUGAAUGGUUAAGGAAGACGUUAUUUACUUGAAAUGGCAGAAUAGCAUUAGACCAAUGGAAUGAAUAGGAUUUGUUGCAAGUUAGGUGGAAUUUCAUUUAUCAAUUCUUGCUGUGAUGCGAUCAACAAGUUACAGAUGUUUCCAAUUGUCAACUACCGUUUCUAUUCCUUGUUACACUCAUAAUGGCAUGAUCAACGAGUUCAUGGUAGAACUAUGUUAACUUGUUUCUUUAGGUGUUCGGUUUGAGAGUGCCCCAAUAAUUCACUUUCAAAAUGAAAUUGAAAUGUCAAUUACCACACCAGCUACAAUACAUAAAACGAGAUGUUGUGUCA